AUGUCUUAUGCAACUGCGAAGGUCCAUCUGCGGACGCCAAGCCACAAGAUGACCGCGCCUCUGUCAAUGCUCAAGUCCAUCGCGGUCUCACCCACUGCAUGGAAGACCUCGUCGCCGAUGGUUGAAGCCAAGCAAAGGGUGCGCGAACACGCGCGUAACAUCAGUAGAACCACUGCUGCCAGCGCGACCGCUGCUCACUCUGUGGACUGCAUGGGUAGACACCCCAACGUAGCGGCGGCCAUCCAGCAACCGCCGCCCCCUCCGUCGAAAGACCAGUGUGAAGCGCCCCUGUCGAACGUCAACCUGGCCCUCGACCAUACCUUCGUUGGCCUGACGGGCGGGCAAAUCUUCCACGAAAUGAUGCUUCGACACGGUGUCAAGCAUAUUUUUGGAUACCCCGGAGGAACUAUCCUCCCAGUGUUCGACGCCAUCUAUAACUCUCCUCAUUUUGGAUUUGUGUUGCCCAGACACGAACAGGGUGCGGGACAUAUGGCUGAAGGCUAUGCCCGUGUGUCGGGAUUGCCUGGUGUUGUCCUCGUUACCUCCGGUCCAGGAGCUACGAACGUCAUUACGCCAAUGCAGGAUGCUCUGAGCGACGGUGUUCCCCUCAUCGUCUUUUCUGGCCAGGUAGCGACUGCUGCCAUCGGCUCGGACGCUUUCCAGGAAGCAGAUGUCGUCGGUAUCUCAAGAAGCUGCACCAAGUGGAACGUGAUGGUCAAGGACAUCAACGAGCUCCCAAGACGCAUCAACGAGGCGUUCAAGAUCGCCACCUCCGGACGCCCCGGCCCUGUCCUCGUCGAUCUCCCCAAGGACGUUACCGCCAGCAUCCUCAAGACCCCUCUGCCCUACAAAGCUACCACCCCUGGCGUCAACCUCGGCCUGCCCAACAGCUUCCUCCAGAGCAGCGAUCCUCCCGUCGACCACGCCCUCGUCGAGCGCGCCGCCGACCUCAUCAACCGUGCCCAACGCCCCGUGAUCUAUGCCGGCAACGGUGUCCUCUCCUCCCCCAUGGGCCCUAAGUUCCUCGCAGAGCUGUCCGAGAAGGGCAACAUCCCUGUGACGACGACCCUGCAGGGCCUCGGUGCGUUCGACGAGACGAACGCGCGGAGUCUGCACAUGUUGGGUAUGCACGGUAGUGCGUACGCCAACCUGGCGAUGCAACACGCCGACGUUAUCAUCGCCCUCGGUGCACGCUUCGACGAUCGUGUGACCGGCAAGCUCGACACCUUCGCUCCCGCCGCCAAGGCCGCUGCUCGCGAGGGUCGCGGUGGUAUCAUCCACUUUGAGAUCCAGCCCAAGAACGUGAACAAGGUCGUCGAGGCUCAGAUCCCCGUCCUCGGUGACGUCGUCGCCAACCUCGCUGCCCUCGUUUCUCACAUCAAGAAGGCACCGAGAGAGGAGUGGUUCGCUGAUAUCCAGAAGUGGAAGAAGAACUAUCCAUUCACGUAUGUUCCCAGUAAGAAGGGCGAGAGGAUGAAGCCUCAGGAGGUUGUGGAGGAGUUGGAGAAGCAGACGAAGGAUCGCAAGGACGAUGUGAUUGUGUCGACAGGUGUUGGACAGCAUCAGAUGUGGGCCGCACAGUUCUUUAGGUGGAGACAGCCUCGGUCGAUGGUCACAUCUGGUGGAUUAGGCACGAUGGGCUUCGGUCUGCCAGCGGCUAUCGGUGCCAAGGUUGCUGCUCCCAACAAAAUUGUCGUCGAUAUUGACGGCGAUGCGUCGUUUAGCAUGACGGCUAUGGAGCUCGCCACAGCUGCUCAAUACGGCAUCGGUGUCAAAGUCCUCAUCCUGAACAACGACUUCCAAGGCAUGGUUCUGCAAUGGCAAGAUCUCUUCUAUGAGAAGCGUUACUCCCACUCGCGCAUGAUCAAUCCAGACUUCGUUCUUUUUGGCCAGUCUAUGGGUGUCCAUGGGAUCAGAUGCAACUCUCUGGAAGACCUGCCAGCCAAGAUGAAGGAGUUCCUCGAAUACGACAACUCGAAGCCUGUGGUGAUGGAGUGCUUCGUGGAGAAGGACGAACAUGUGUUCCCGAUGGUACCUGCAGGUCGGGCCCUUCAUGAGCAGUUGCUCCAUCCCACUUUACACACCAAGGAUUAG
This is a messenger RNA of Coprinopsis cinerea okayama7#130, 2094 nucleotides long. Its product is annotated as acetolactate synthase. Gene Ontology annotation, cellular component: acetolactate synthase complex; mitochondrion. Gene Ontology annotation, biological process: L-valine biosynthetic process. Bases 1 to 2094 code for a protein of 697 amino acids. The record is from RefSeq and is a predicted model, not a curated record. Gene Ontology annotation, molecular function: acetolactate synthase activity; thiamine pyrophosphate binding; magnesium ion binding. The transcript has 4 exons. Lineage: Eukaryota; Fungi; Basidiomycota; Agaricomycetes; Agaricales; Psathyrellaceae.